Purpureocillium lilacinum is the source of this 1317-nucleotide messenger RNA. RefSeq names its product palmitoyltransferase. Gene Ontology annotation, molecular function: protein-cysteine S-palmitoyltransferase activity. Lineage: Eukaryota; Fungi; Ascomycota; Sordariomycetes; Hypocreales; Ophiocordycipitaceae. Gene Ontology annotation, cellular component: endoplasmic reticulum membrane. The record is from RefSeq and is a predicted model, not a curated record.
AUGGCAGGCUUCAACGAUGCGCCGCUGAUCCAGAACCUGGCCGUGCCCGCCGUCUGUCUGCUCAUCGCCUUCCUGAGCUACUUCUCUCAGUACCUCUUCCAUAAUUCGACUCUCGAGCCCGGCCCCCCCUCGACGCACGAGUCCGUCGUUUUCAACACGCUUUUGCUAUGCCUCUGGUACACCUACUUCAAGGCGGUCACGGUUGACCCUGGGCGUUACGACUUUACGGACAGAGUGAUCGAGGCCGAGGGCAGCUGGUGCAAAAAAUGCAAUGCCCCCAAACCGCUGAGGGCACACCACUGCCGCCAUUGUGGCCGGUGCAUCCCCAAAAUGGACCACCACUGCCCGUGGACCCGAAAUUGUGUCUCUAUGACGACCUUUCCACACUUCCUACGCUUUCUAGUGUUCGCAAACAUAUCUCUCUGGAUGCUCGGGACGCUCCUGUGGCAGCGGUUUUACUCUCUUUGGGAAGCUCGCCACAUGCCCGCCUAUCUCGGACCAACUAUUGAGGCCCUCGUUGGACUCGCCCUGACGUCGUUGAUAUGCUUCUUUACAACUCUCGCACUGGGGAUCAUGCUCAUAUCCACCCUCAAAUCGUGGAUCUUCAAUUGCACAAUGAUUGAGGGUUGGGAACUUGACCGGCACGAAGCCGUCCUAGACCGAGCGGGCCGCGACUGGUGGGAUAUCACUGGGCCUGACGGCGAGACAUUCCGGUUUGAAAAGGUGGAGUUUCCCUAUGAUAUCGGCUUCUUCUCGAACAUGGCCCAAGGCAUGGGCACGCCCAACGUCCUACUUUGGUUCUUCCCGCUGGCGGGCAACCCCAGUGUCAGCAGGGACAACAAAGGCAGUGGCUGGACCUGGGAGGAGAACGGUUUCAAUCGGAUAGAAGGAAUGUGGCCGCCUCCCGACCCGGAAAAGCUUCGACGAGCGGCAAGGCCAUGGCCCGCCGCGCGAAGAAACUACGGAGCCGAGUUGCGAGACGCAAACUUGGGCCCCGAGGAGCGAAAAAAGGCGUUCAGAGAGCGACAGGAGCAGGACGAGAGACGGAAGAAGACGCUACUCGCGGAGCUAGAAGAGGUGGACGGGUUUGAUAUGAUGAACGAUGACGGGGACGACAUCGACGACUUGUAUGACCAGGACUCACAUGACUCUGCUGAAUGGGCAAACUCAGACGGUGAGCGACUUCGAGACUUUGGCGUGGAUGAGGACGCAGAGGACGCCGACGCCGCCGAUCCCGGCGCACCCAACGAUGACGAUGUGCCUCUGGGAGAGCUGCUGCGUCGGAGGAAAGUCCUCCACAAGGACGAUCUAUCCUGA